GCGAUGGAGGCUCCGGGCGGCGCCGCUGAGCUCCCCGAUCUGAAGGACCUGGAGAGCAAAGUCGGGCAGAAGCCCCCCGACGGGCUGCUGCGCUGGCUGCGGGAAGACCCGGCUGCUCACCUCCUCCCCGGCAGCCCCAGCCGGGGGGGGCUCUUGGGGGAGAAGAUCAAGGUGCUGAAGCUGGAACUGGCCUACUUAAGAGCAAUAGAUAUCAAGAUCCUGCAACAGUUAGUGGCUGUGAAUGAAGGUAUUGAGGCAGUCAAGUGGCUGCUAGAAGAGAAAGGAAUGCUGACCAGCCGCUGCAGCAGUCUCACCAGCAGCCAGUAUAGCCUGGUAGAGAGUCAAGAGACAUCUCGGCGAGGCAGCUGGAACAGCCUUCAGGACCCCAAUGACAAGUUGGAUAGUAUCUCCAUUGGCAGCUAUUUGGACACACUUGCUGAUGAUAUGGAUGAAUAUGGACAAGGCUCUGGUAUAGAUCCCAUGAUGACAUCCACACCAGGCAGACCAAUGGCCAGAGUUGAAAAGACUGACCCAGACCAGGCCAUUCCUACAAAGAUUUUAAGCAAAGAACUGGACAAAAGCCAAGAGGAUCAAGAGAAAGUCCAUAGUUUGGUUAAAAACCAAGGAGUCAGUGAGCAAAACAAAUCUGCGAGGCAGCCACUAGCAGUAUCCAAUGGGGUUUGGGGCAGACGAAUUCCAGAGCUGGAACAGGGCACUGAGGCUAAAUACACCUCAGCAGCUGCAGAUACACCAACCAAGGGUAGCCCAGCAACAAAGGCCUUCAGAAGCAAAACAGCUGACUUGGACAAUUGCAAGCUGAACAGCAGGCUGUAUCUGGAAUAUGAUGCCCAUUGGCAGUGGGUUCAGUCUCAAGAUGAUGUGACGUUCUUAUAGCCUGCAAGAUCUUCUGUCUAGAUUAUCAACUAUAGAUUCAGGGCCUCUUACAAAAAGUCUUUUGCACUUUUGACUUGAAGCACUCUGUUCUUGCCAAAAUGUCAGGUUUUGCUUGACCAAGUAGGCUGGGUGGAACACAAUGGGUGGCAUUGAUCUUCCUUAAAAUGUCAUUAACCUUCCAAGAAAUGGUGUCAUAUCAAGUGAUGCUACAUCUCUGAGGGAGAAGCCCUAUGGCUUGUUAUCCUCACAUCCCUUAGCUUUGUGCAAUAAUGGAAGAGUUGCCACUUUCUGUGGGAGCGGUGUGGUGGGCAAUAAAUCACACAUAGCUGUCUCUUUACAUGUAUUAAUACUCAACCACUUGAGAAGCAUGUUCACCCUUGAUGAUGAUAGAGAAUAGACCAUCAUUUGUUCUUGGAACAACAUGCUUUUUCUUUCACUUUUUUCUGGUCAUGGUAACUGAGAAUUAUUCUAGACUUUAUUAACAGUAUUUUCAUUUUCACCCAUUUCAUUAUUAGUGUAGAAGUGGAAUUAUCUCCAUUUCCAUUUGGUUUAAGGAAGGAAUGGAGGAGAGAGUUCCAGACUGCACAAUUUUGUUCACUGCAGUCACAUGAUGACCAUUCCUCCCCCUCUCUGACAAGCUUGCUAUGCCCCAGCCCUUGUCCCAAGCUUGGACCUAUAGGAUUGUUUUUGACCUUGUGCUGAACUCUAUGCACACUCUGCUUCCAGCGCUCAAUAUGAUAUCUGACAAAGCUCUGUUAUGGACCCCACAUUGUCUUCCACCUGCAACUACUGGAGAAGCAUUGGUAAUUGUGGGGAAGCAAUUAAACGUGUUCAACAUUUUUACAUCCAGAAUAAUUUUCAUGUGUGUGUCAGCCCUACACAGAGCCCAACUAAAGUAUUUUUGUUUUGUUGAAAUUAGUGAUCCAUUUAGGAGAAUUUAUGCAGCUCUGAAUAAGAACAAAAUAGGUCUAGUUUAGGGCUUGUUUCCAGUAAAGAGUAACAAUUGACAUCCUAUAAAUGUAUCACAUAUUGGAACCAACAUCAGGUUUCUAGGAAUACAUGAAAGUUGGAUAAUAAGAAUCUAGGAUUUCUAUAGCCACACAUACAUUUUUUCAACAUGGAUUCAAAUAAUUGCUCAGCUUUUCUGCACCUCAGUCUAAUCUUAUAGUGAAUGUGUCGGGGUACUUUGUAGGGGUGCUCCAUUGUCACUAUUGAAUCCUGCUUACCUUUUACUUUGGAGUACACUGAAGUAAUUUUGGUUUUGUUGAAAUUACUGAUCCAUUUAGGAGAAUUUAUGCACCUCUGAAUAAGAACAAAAUAGGUCUAGUUUAGGGCUUGUUUCCAGUAAAGAGUAACAAUUGACAUCCUAUUCACCCUAUACCUGUAAGUUAACCCAAGUGCUACUACUUUUGAAUGUUAGCUCUGUUUAUGUUUGAUAUAUUAAAAUUGCUAUGGUCAGAUAAUAAACAUGGUGGUAAAGAAUGCCACCAUAUUUGUUUUCCUAAUAGUGAUAAUUUUAAUGAAUGCUGCAGCUGAAAUACAUAAAUGGCAGCAUUCAGAGCGAACAUAGAAGUGCUUGCAACUUUUAAUAUUACAGCCUUACUUCUCUACAGUGCUUCCACUGAAUCUAUUGCACACAUUCAACUUUGGACAUUUCAAAGCAAUUUUUUUAAAGGUAUGGAAACACAUAUUCUCAUAACUUUCUCUUAAAUCUUUUUAAACCAAACCAUCCCAUCCCAUUCUGACUUUGGGCAACAUAUUCUUGCAAUGUUCUCUUUUAAAACUUUUUGUGCCAAACGAUCUUAUCUACUCCAUAUAAUUUUUCUGUGA
Molecule: messenger RNA, 2724 nt
Organism: Gekko japonicus
Lineage: Eukaryota; Metazoa; Chordata; Lepidosauria; Squamata; Gekkonidae
Gene: LURAP1
Product: leucine rich adaptor protein 1
Exons: 2
Coding region: 4-894 (296 amino acids)
Biological process (GO): positive regulation of canonical NF-kappaB signal transduction; positive regulation of cytokine production
Source: RefSeq, a predicted model, not a curated record